This is a messenger RNA of Closterium sp. NIES-65, 1713 nucleotides long. NCBI's taxonomy places the organism in Eukaryota, Viridiplantae, Streptophyta, Zygnematophyceae, Desmidiales, Closteriaceae. The record is from the annotation of a GenBank genome assembly.
AUGCGCAAGUUCCCCAUCGGGCCGCGCAUGGGCGAGCUGGCCGUGUGGAGGAACGUGUUUCUGGUGGUGCGUGCACCGGAGGAGGGGCAGUAUGGGUUCAUGCUGUGUGGAAUAUGGGAGCGGAGGGGCAAGAAGCACAACCAGGUGUGGAAUAUGGGAGCGGAGGGGCAAGAAGCACAACCAGGUGUGGAAUAUGGGAGCGGAGGGGCAAGAAGCACAACCAGGUGUGGAAUAUGGGAGCGGAGGGGCAAGAAGCACAACCAGGUGUGGAAUAUGGGAGCGGAGGGGCAAGAAGCACAACCAGGUGUGGAAUAUGGGAGCGGAGGGGCAAGAAGCACAACCAGGUGUGGAAUAUGGGAGCGGAGGGGCAAGAAGCACAACCAGGUGUGGAAUAUGGGAGCGGAGGGGCAAGAAGCACAACCAGGUGUGGAAUAUGGGAGCGGAGGGGCAAGAAGCACAACCAGGUGUGGAAUAUGGGAGCGGAGGGGCAAGAAGCACAACCAGGUGUGGAAUAUGGGAGCGGAGGGGCAAGAAGCACAACCAGGUGUGGAAUAUGGGAGCGGAGGGGCAAGAAGCACAACCAGGUGUGGAAUAUGGGAGCGGAGGGGCAAGAAGCACAACCAGGUGUGGAAUAUGGGAGCGGAGGGGCAAGAAGCACAACCAGGUGCAGGUGCAUGGUUUGGAGGGACAUCACGAGUGCGUGUGUGGGUGCAAUGGGGCGUAGUGUUGACGUGCCCAUACCUGCACCUGUGUUCUAUCCGUGCUUAUGUCCCCAUCCCCUUCCCCACGCCAGGACAACGUCGCCUUCGACCCGAGUCCCUCUUUCCCAAUGAUGCAUCCACCCGCCUCACAAACCAGGACAACAUUACAUUCGACCCUGAGUUUCUCUUCCCUAAUGACGCAUUCACCUGCCUCAAAGUUACUCUCACGCACUCAAGCAUGCAUGCACCUUGCACCUGUGACCCUGCACCUGCAUUCUAUCCGUGCGCAUGUCCCCAUCCCCUUUCCCAUCCCCAGAACCAGGACAACAUCACAUUCGACCCUGACUUCCUCUUCCCCAACGACGCAUUCACCCGCCUCGCACACGCCAUGGCUGAUGCCAUGGGCGGCCCACACCGCUUUGACUACAUACACGUGCGGCGGGGGGACAAGCUGGACGCUAGGCGCUGGCCGCACCUGGAUCGAGACACCCGGCCCGAAGCUCUCCUGCAGAAGCUCCCAUCGCUCGUCCCGCCAAACACCACUCUCUACAUUGCAACCAACGAGCCACACCCCCACUUCUUUGACCCUCUUAAGGCUGCAUACAGCGUGUACAUUCAAGACGAUUUUGAAUCUCUCUGGGCCAAAGGGUCGGCGUGGGAAGCCGAGAUGAGGGAGGUUGCGGCUUCGGUGGGUGUGGCGGUGGGGGAGAGGGUGGAGUUUGGCAGUGAGAUGCAGGACGGUGAGAUGCGGUGGAGAGUGGUGACAUGCGGUGGAGAGGGGUUGUUGGGGGAGUUUGGCAGUGAGAUGCAGGUGCUGGCGGAUUAUGCGAUCCAGAAGGUUGCGAGGAGGGCGGUGGAGACGUUUAACGACCUGACUGAUGAUCCCAAGGACGGUGAGAUGCGGUGGGGAGCGGUGGGAAGGAGGAGGGGAGGUGGUGGGAAGGUGGAGCGGAAGUGGUGGGGAAGUGUUGGGGAGUGUUGGGGAGGUGGUGGGAAGGUGGUGUGUGUGUGA